This is a messenger RNA of Hibiscus syriacus, 1712 nucleotides long. RefSeq lists its product as uncharacterized. NCBI's taxonomy places the organism in Eukaryota, Viridiplantae, Streptophyta, Magnoliopsida, Malvales, Malvaceae. The transcript is spliced from 4 exons. The record is from RefSeq and is a predicted model, not a curated record. Bases 296 to 1696 code for a protein of 466 amino acids.
AUUCCCAGCUCAAUCCUCGUCGUUGUCGUCACCAAUGUCACUAUUUGUUCCUAAAAGUUUAACCUCACUUCGUCAAACUUAAUCUUUGCCGUCUUUCUGAAGCUAAAUUUUGUUCCCCUUUUUUAAAAUUCUGAUUCGUCGCUAGUUAAUUAAGGGUUGGCUAAUUUUGCUCGGAGACUUUUUUAUUCAACGGAGUAACUGAUUCUAUGAAUAUCAUGUCCGCCUAAAUCAGUUUUGUCAAUUUCCAGAUCUCAUUCUUCGAAACAAACAAACCCAAAAGACUAUUAAGAGGGUGAUGGAUAGAAAUGCAAUUACGACAGCGAUUUUGGUGUUCUUAGUCGUCGCCGAUGUUUCCGAUGCUUAUCCGUUUUGGAAGUUUCGAUUCUUAGCCGAUGAAUCUUCAACGAAGAACGACACGACCGCCGCAAUGCCGCCAAGUUCUCAAUCGCCAACCAAGAAAUUGGAUCCAGAACCGGAUGGUCAAUCGAAUUUGGAUCCGAAUCCGUUGAAUAAAACGGAUUCCGUAAUUCAACCUCCUGUGGACAAGAAGGAUCUUAAACUAUCAGAUCAACCCGGGAAAGUGAUUCCACCUUCUCCCCAAAAGGGAACAGAUAGUGGAACCAAUUCGAAUUCAACUUUAAAUUCGACAAAUGUUAAACCAAAGGAGGAUAACGAGGAGAAGAAAAAUAAUGCAAGUAGUAGAAACAAUUCAACUUCAAAUUCCACCAAUGAUAAAGCAUUGAAGGCUAAAGAGGAGAAGAAAGAGAAUACAGAUACUGGAAAGAAACCAAAUAGCACGGGGACUGAACAAGCAGAUGUGUUAGAGGAGGAGAAGAAAAAUAAUGCAAGUAGUAGAAACAAUUCAACUUCAAAUUCCACCAAUGAUAAAGCAUUGAAGGCUAAAGAGGAGAAGAAAGAGAAUACAGAUACUGGAAAGAAACCAAAUAGCACGGGGACUGAACAAGCAGAUGUGUUAGAGGAGGAUAAGAAUAAGAAGAAGCCGACUGAGGAUGGAAAUGAGACUCAGUCAGGGAUUGCCGAGACAUGUGAUGGGGUAGCUAACAGCUGCAAAGACAGCAACUCGUUGACUGCAUGCAUUAAAGGGUUUGAAGCUGGGUCCAAACAUCGGGUUGUUCUGGUCCAUAAUAGUGGAGGAAAAAAUUUGAAAGUCAAUGUUGUUGGCCCUUCUGGGGAAUCUUUUGUGAAGGGACUUAAAGUACCAAAACAUGAAACUCAAAAAGUCAAUAUAUCUUUGACUAUUAGCGAAACCGGUGAGCUAUUGGUAAGUGCUGAAAAUGGAAACUGUGUUCUACUCAUGAACCCUCUUGCAUCCAAGGGGAACCCUUUCUUAAACCUUCCUUCUUAUGACAAGUUGCUGACUCCGGUAAAUGGAGCAUACUUCUUGAUUGCAACAGUUUUAGUUUUCGGAGGGUCUUUGGCUUGUUGUAUGUUUAAGAAGAAGAGUCAGCAUGACAGUAUACCUUACCAAGAGCUAGAAAUGGGAUUACCAGAAUCCAUGGCAGCGACUGAAGUAGAAACAGCUGAAGGUUGGGACCAGGGUUGGGAUAGUGAUUGGGAUGAGGACAAGGCAGUGAAAUCACCAAUGGGCCGACGCAAUGUACCGAAUAUCUCAGCAAAUGGGCUAACUACGAGAUCAUCAAACAGGGAUGGCUGGGAAAAUGACUGGGAUGAUUAGACUUUUUUGACAAGGG